GAUAUGAAGAGGCCCUGAAACAGCCCUGAAAAUAUGUGGUCCAGCAAAUAUUAUAAGCACACUUACACUCCACGAAUGUAAUCAUCAGCAUAUGUAUUAAGAGGUCCCAACAAUUACACUAGGAGUUAAGAGUUGUCAGCCUCAAAAUGAUGUGGCAUUUUAUAUUACACAGUUCGUUAAAUGUAAAAACAUUUAACAGACAUGUAGCCGUAUGUAUUCUGUCAUAUAGAAAAAUGUCCAAAGUGUCUUAUCGAGUCAGCAGUAAAAUUUAUGAAUUCAUUCAACAGCAUAAGAGACGAGUUGGGUAUAACGAAUUUCCUUCAUCUAUAAACACCAAUCAAAACACAAUCGAAACCAAAGAAAUGCAGUAUCUGGUUAAUAAGUCCAAUGUGAAGAUAAAAGAAAUAUUAGAACUUUACUCCCCAACGGAACUCAUGAAAGUGUUAACUAGUUACACCAACGGUGAGUCUAGGAUUAUUAAGGGAGUAGAAAAAACCUGCUGUUGUAGAUGUCAUGACUGGAACACAACCCAGAGGUUAAACCUUGCUGUGGCAUUCUUCAAGUUACAUUAUAUUCCCAUAUUGUACAUAGACGAGCUACUGCACUAUAUAACAGAGGAAAUCCUAGUAGACAGUACAUCUCUCUCAUCUGGCCAAAUCUUGGAAGUUUUAUUCUUUUGUAGUCUUAAUAUACACAGAUCAAGUGAUGUCCUCAUGCACUGUAUGGAGCAGCAAGUUCUUCAGCAUAUUGGUUCAUUCAGUGUGAAUGAUCUUGGUGUAGUUGCCCAUACAAUGUUCUCAUCGAAUCACAGUAUUAGAUCUAUAGAUCUCCUUGAACAAUUUGCACAAACUCUGAUCUCAUAUAUUGACAAUAUAGACUUUGAUAUGAUGGAAAACAUUCUGAAAUCACUGAACCAUGGUGGCUACUUUAAGUUAUCUUUCUAUGGUGAAUUGGCAGAUAAACUCUGUAUUAGAGUACCAUCUGUGGGGAAUCCAUAUACACUUAUCAGAAUGGUGAAAGCGCUCUCUUCAAGAAAUUACUACCAUAAACACUUGAUGACUCUUUGUAUUGAUAAAUACCUUGAAAUGUUCAAAGUUGAAAACUUUAGAAUAAAGGACGUAGCAAGAAUACUUAAUGCAGUAUCCCAUCUCGACCACACAUGUACUCCUAACCAGAUAGAUCAGUUUGUAAGUAUAGUUGAAGACUAUAUACAAUGUGGGAACUGUGAACAAUGGCCUGAGGAAAUGGUGGAUAUAGUUGCCUCCAUGCUGACAAUGGACACUGCCACAGAGAGCAUGCUACAAGCUGUCACUGAUAGAAAGUUCGUCAAGAAACUAAGUAAAUCUCCAGGAAAAGACAAAGGGAAUAGGAUGCUGUUGAUUGACAGGUGUUUGGCUUUUAACUCCACCCAUUUUGAAGAUAGGUCAUUACGUGUACCUGAGGCAUAUCUAGCUACAUUGCCGGCCAAUGUAUUUGCACAGUCACACUUCGAGGCCAAGAGAACUGGUCUUCCACAUUUAGUACAGUACCUCACUUCAAUGUAUGGGCAUAGGGCAGUGAAAUGGCAUGCCAUCUUGGACCAUUUUAAAACUAUGGACAUUGAAAUAAGACUAGAUGAAGACAAUCAGCCAAUAGAAUUCAAUGAUGAAAAGAGUCCAUAUACUAAAUUCCAAAGGACAAGGGACAUUUCACAAGACACUAUGAAGAACAUUGUAGCUUCAGUAGAGAACUCAAUUACAUUCAAGCUACAGAGUGAGAUGGAACAGGAGAAUGCUAAGCAAAAUGAUGAAAAGGCCUGCCACCUAGAUGGAAGAAUAUUGGAGCCUAUUGAUACCAUUGAUAACAAAUGUAGACGAGUCGCAGUGGUUCUCCUGGGCUUCAACCAAUGUUGUAGCAAUAACAGCAGGAGGCUCCUUGGCAUGACUAAGUUGAAGCUGAAACAUCUACGCAUGGCUGGCUAUCAUGUUCUUAUUGUAUCGCCCAAACAGUGCACUCUAAUAGACACAGACUCAAUUUCAGAACAGAGAACACAUAUCAGAAACUUUAUUUUGAAACCACUUGGAUUAAAGUAAUUUUGUUGUACACUAAAAAUAUGAAUGAUAGUAUUUUUUGCGUUGCUCUGCAUGUUCUAUUUAGUGACUACCUGUUUGUUUUAUACAGGUUGUCAAAUAAAUAGGUCCUCCCCCUUAAUUUUAAGAGAAUGAACUUUUGUGCAUAA
This is a messenger RNA of Owenia fusiformis, 2218 nucleotides long. The record is from the annotation of a GenBank genome assembly. Lineage: Eukaryota; Metazoa; Annelida; Polychaeta; Sabellida; Oweniidae.